CCCCCCACCCCCCCACCCCCGGCUUCGGACCUUAGAUUGCUGCAGCCCGAGCCUUCCCUGGGCUCAGCUCUUUAGGGCUGCCCAUCCCUCGGGCUGCGAGAAAGGACGCGCGCCCUGCGUUGGGCGAAGAAAAGAAGAAAAACUUGUCGGAGGGGUUUCGCCAGCCCACAGUAACCCCCUUCCCGCAAACCCACAGCUCCCGCGGGGGCCGUCCCAACACUGGGGAAAGUUCCUUCUGAGCCGAAGCCCUCUUGGAUUUGCAGAAGGCAGCCGCGCCGGCUGUGGAAUUAGAUCUGUUUUGAACCCAGUGGAGCGUACCGCGGGGGCUCGGAAGUGCCUGUCUGCGGGCACCCGGGUGGCGCUGCCCGUGCGGAACCGAGAGUUCGCGAGCCCCGGCUGCAAGUGGCCUUCCCUCCCCGCAGUUGUCCUGUGUCUGGGUGCUGUGGCAAGUUGCGAAGAGAGACCCGGAGGUCCGGAGAGAACUGCACUCCCCUCGCCCUCCUCCCUUGCUCCUCUUCCCAGCUCCUGAGUGUGAAAUCCCAUCGAGAUUUUACAAAGGCCUCCAGGUUCCGCGGAGGCCGGUCCGCAGAGCUCUAACCCCGUCGUCCCGGUCGCCCCCGUCCCCACCCGGAACCCCGGAGCCCAGCGCGCCUGGGAAGGACUGGCGGGGCGGGGGAGGGAGGUCGCGGCGGCGGCGGCGGCAUGGCGAGGUUCCCGAGGGCCGACCUGGCCGCUGCAGGAGUUGUGUUACUUUGCCACUUUUUAAUGGACCGGUUUCAGUUCACCGAAGGGGAGCCUGGAAACCAAAUCAAUGAUUGGCAAUAUCAAGUUGCUCAGGCCUUCCCACAAACAGAAGAGGAAGUGGAAGUGGACACACAUGCCUUCAGCCACCGGUGGAAAAGGAGCUUGGAUUCUCUCAAAGCUGUAGACUCAAACCGUGCAAGCGUGGGCCAAGACUCCCCAGAGCCCAGAGGCUUCACGGACCUGCUACUGGAUGAUGGGCAGGACAACACCACCCAGAUUGAGGAGGACACAGAUCAUAAUUACUAUAUAUCUCGGAUAUAUGGUCCAUCUGAUUCUGCCAGUCGGAGUUUGUGGGUGAACAUAGACCAAAUGGAAAAGGACAAAGUGAAGAUUCACGGAAUAUUGUCCAAUACUCAUCGGCAAGCUGCAAGAGUGAAUCUGUCCUUUGAUUUUCCAUUUUAUGGCCAUUUCCUACGUGAAAUCACUGUGGCAACUGGGGGUUUCAUAUACACCGGAGAAGUUGUACAUCGAAUGCUAACAGCCACACAGUACAUAGCACCUUUAAUGGCAAAUUUUGAUCCCAGUGUAUCCAGAAAUUCAACAGUCAGAUAUUUUGAUAAUGGCACAGCACUUGUUGUCCAGUGGGACCACGUACAUCUCCAGGAUAAUUACAACCUGGGAAGCUUCACAUUCCAGGCAACCCUCCUCAUGGAUGGACGUAUCAUCUUUGGAUACAAAGAAAUUCCCGUCUUGGUCACACAGAUAAGUUCAACCAAUCACCCAGUGAAAGUGGGGCUGUCUGAUGCAUUUGUCGUAGUCCACAGGAUCCAGCAAAUUCCCAAUGUCCGAAGAAGAACAAUUUAUGAAUACCACCGAGUAGAGCUACAAAUGUCAAAAAUUACCAAUAUUUCAGCUGUGGAGAUGACCCCAUUACCUACAUGUCUCCAGUUUAAUGGCUGUGGCCCCUGUGUAUCCUCUCAGAUUGGCUUCAACUGCAGUUGGUGUAGUAAACUUCAAAGAUGUUCCAGUGGAUUCGAUCGCCAUCGGCAGGACUGGGUGGACAGCGGAUGCCCUGAAGAGUCCAAAGAGAAGAUGUGUGAGAACACAGAGCCAAUGGAAAGUUCUUCUCAAACCACCACAACUGUACAAGCAACAACCACAAAAUUCAGGGCCUUAACGACCACCAGAAGAGCAGUGACAUCCCAGCUGCCCACCAGCCUGCCCACAGAAGAUGAUACCAAGAUAGCACUACAUCUAAAAGAUAAUGGAGCUUCUACAGAUGACAGUGCAGCCGAGAAGAAAGGGAGCACCCUUCAUGCUGGCCUCAUUGUUGGAAUUCUCAUCCUGGUCCUCAUUAUAGUAGCAGCCAUUCUCGUGACUGUCUAUAUGUAUCACCAUCCAACGUCAGCAGCCAGCAUUUUCUUUAUUGAGAGACGCCCAAGCAGAUGGCCUGCGAUGAAGUUUCGAAGAGGUUCUGGUCAUCCUGCCUAUGCGGAAGUUGAACCAGUUGGAGAGAAAGAAGGUUUCAUUGUAUCAGAGCAGUGCUAAAAUUUCUAGGACAGAACAGCACCAGUGCUGGCUUACAGGUGUUAAGACUAAAAAUUUGCCUAUACCUUUAAGAUGCACACACACACACACACACACACACACACACACACACACACACACAAAGGAUCCCUAAGCUGUUGUAGCCUGAAGGAGAUGAGAUUUCUGGACAAGCCCAGCCCAGGAAGGGUAAAAGAAAAACUAAAACAUAUGCAAGGUACCACUGACCAUCGAACAUAGAAUUCCCUAGUGGAAUGACAUUUUAUAGUUCACUCAGAACAUCUCCUGUGGACUUAACUAAAGUAUGACAAUAUCACAGUGCUAUUGGCUUAGGUGCAGGGUUGCAAAGGGAUCGAGAAAAACAAUAAUAAUAAAGCUUUAGUUCCUGAGGGAUCUCCACCUUUGGUUCAAAUAUUCUUCUCUGAUGUCUCAAAGAUGACUGAGUUCCAAAGCCUGAACCCUUUCUUCCAAAAGAGCAAUGAUGACUGUUUCAAGAUUGCUAAGAAAAACAGCUCAUGCAGGAGCAAAAAAACAAAUGUUCAAUAAGAGAUUUUCUAUUUUUCCACCAGAUGUGGCAAAAAGGAUUUUGUUCUUCUGGUCUAGAACCACUUGUUGCAACAAGUUCAUUAUUUUACAGAACGAAUAUUUUAUCUGUGGAGGAGGUUCAAACCGUGCCUCCUUUUCCUGUUAAUGAGUGUCCCUUCUAUGGGUUGUAACAGAAUUGCCAAACUCUUAGCUAAGGAUGAGGGAGAGAGAGUGGCACCUGAGGGUUUCCCUUCUGCCUCGGGAUAAAACACUUCUUUUUUUUUUUUUUUUUUAAAAAAAAAAAAAAAGGAUUCAUUGCCUCUGUUUUGCCAGCUAUGAAAUCCUAUGAAGCCACAUUUGCUCUUGGCUGAAGGAAACAAUACGGAGAGUCCCUAAUUGUUUUUGAAGCAAAAACGUUAAGGGAUUCUAAACAUACGGGGCAGGAGGGGUUCAGGUUAUUCUUUCUUUUUACUUUGCGCUACUUCAGUACUUAAGGCCCAUGUCAUUGUCGAUUCCUGUCUCAGAAGCCAUUCAAGUCAGCAUAUCCCUGACGAUAGAAAAAGAAUGAAAGAACCCUGCUGAAUCAUACAGUAAUUUUCUUUAAAGCACAUAGUAGUUACAUAAAUAUAUAUAUAAAUAUAUUUUUGUUUAUAACUAACACAAGGCAGGCUCUUGUGACUCAAAGAGUGCAUUUGUCAUCAGGACAAAACAAAUGCGAGAUGCAUUACUGCAUACUUCCAUAGAGUUGUAAAAUAAUCCUUAAUAUUAGAAUAUUUUUAUGUCACUUAGCAAAAGUGGUUCAAUCAGUUGCAGUGCCGAUCAUUUUCCUGCCUAUUUGAGCCACUCUUUCAUUUCUCUCAACCCCUUCCAUCCCUGGCUAAAUAGAGCAGAUGCAAAAUGCUCCUUAGAUGGAUCUGUCAUUUUGCCCAGUAAUCACAAUCCAGAUUUUGAAACCUCUCGGUGAAUGGGGAAAGGCCAAGGCAUUGCUUGAGGAGGAAAGUGGUUAAUACGUAUCCCAAGCUCCCAAGGUUUAAAUUCAGGUCCUAUGUGUACAAUGUCAUGGACACCUCGACCCACGAAACUGACAUCCUGUGCCAAGACGCUGUAGGGUACAGUGUUCAACAUUUGCAGAUUCAGGUAUCGAGAAGCAGAGAUGUCUUGUAAGCAGCACUUUACUAACAGCUUAGCAUCUGUACCCAGUGUCUCCAUUGAACAUCAGUCUACUAACAGAGUACCAUAUUUUAUCUUCACAGUCAGCUGAUGUAAACUACUGCUAUUUUCCAUCACAUAUAUUUUGCUUUACAUUUUUAAAUACCUGAUGAGGUUAGUCAUUUCUUCCUAACCUACUUAGUUAAUAAUUGCAAAAACAAAACAAACAAACAAAAAAAAAGACAAAAAACAAAAACAAAAAACAAAACCUGACAAGCAAUUGAAGGAUGUGAUGACAAUCUCUCUGCAGUAUCUGCAUUCAGUUUGUAUGAAAUAUCCCAACUUAUUUCUUGUGGGGUAGGUUUGGUCAGAUAGCAAUAACCAAAUGACUUGCCAACGUAACUGGUGCAACUGGUAUUCUACAAAGAUAUAAGGAACACAUAGACGAUUCCUUUUAGGAUAAGAUAACGCUUCUUCCACUAGCUUUUGUGAUAGUGAUGGCUUCCAAUAGCAGUUGAUUGACAGUUAUAGAAACCUUGUGUAUAUAUCAAACUCCUUACACAAUUCUUUGAAGUUGUCAUGUUGUCUUUAUUCCCUUCAGAGCCCAUCUUCCACUUUCAAUUAAAAGAAUUGACAAUUCUGGAAAAAACAAAUAAGACAUAAAACACUGAAUUGUUCAGUGAACUAAAGCAUCAUAUAAUAGGGGAAAGUUUUUGGAAGUGUGAGAAAACUUCCUAACGAAAGGAGAAGUUAAAGGUGGUGAGAAGUUUCUGCUGUAUAUGAAUCUUUUAGUGGUAAGGGGAAAGGCUGACUAAUCCCUUUUUUUCAUGAAAUUUUUAUUCUAUUUUAUAUUUCUGGUUUGUUCCUGGUGCCCAUUAACUGCAAAGGAGGAGCAAACAUACACAAUGUUUCUAGAAAUUCAGAAUGGACAUUGAUGCUUUGGACUUUACAUACAUCAUAUAUUAGAAGGGGUGCAUCUAUACAUUUCUUAAAUACUAUGAACAUAGUAGAGAGAGGAUGACAAUUUUAAAAGUUAAGAAUAGCAAAGGAACACACACAGACUUCUGAAGAAACCAGAUAAAUGGUGCUACAGAGAAAAUAAUAUUUGAUGAUUAGGAUGAAGUAUGAAUGUCAAGAAAAAUAAAUCCAACCAGAUGGCACUAACCACAAUGUUGGUGUGUUUAUGAAGUGUUUAGACUUUAAGAUAUACUAACAAACAGAAAACUGAAGAUCAAUAAAAUAAGUACAGUUUGCCCUCAUUAUUAUUUUACUUUCGAAUACCUAAGGCUAAUCUCUCUCACAUGGAGUUUCUAGAGUUGUGCUGUCCAGUAUCAUAUCCACCAGCCAAAUGUGGCUAUUUAAAUUUAAAUUAAUUAAAAAUAAAUUUAAAAAAAACUCAGUUCUUCAGUCACUAGUCACAUUCUGAAUGCCCAAUAGCCACCUGUGCCUUGUUGACUUCCAUAUCGGAGAAAACAGAACAUUCCCAUCAUUGCAGAAAAUUCUAUUAUACAGUGCUGUAGAGGUCUUUCCUUUUAAUUCUCUCCAUUUGAAUAAAAAGGAGGAGGAAGAAAAAGAGAAGAUUUGGUCAUUCUUGGGUGUAUCUGAGUGUUUUUGAUCUCAGAGACACAGCAUGCUAUAAUGGAAAGAAUACCAGCUGACACAGCUUUGAGUCUCCACUAUGUUAUCUUGGGAAAAUCACUUUAACUUCCAUGAGUCUCAAUUUACAAUUUUGGAAAAUAAAAAUAUUUUUGUUCUGCUUUCCUUGCAAGGUUGUUAUUACGCAGAUUGAUGCACAGAUGUACAGAUGUACAGAGUUUCAAAACUUACAUCAAUGUAACUCAUAUGAAGCACAUCCUUGGUUCAGUCUCAGCACAAAUUUGCAUCCGGAGGAAGAAAAGCAUCAAUCCUAAAAGCAUUCAAAGACAAUCAAAUCAAUACACUUCUUGAGAAAAUGCCAAAGGAAAUUGCUCAAUUUUUUCUCUAUCUUAAUAUUUUCUCUUAAUAUUUCCCCUGUCACAUCUCUCCCAACUUUGACUCCUCUGCCAUGAAAGAGGCCCUGUGAGUAUCCUGUAACUAGCACAAAUCUUUAUUCUGUAGAGUCACUUAGCCUCUCUAGUUCCUUGUGAUUUCCUAGUUUACUCUUUGUAGCAAUGAGAAGCCCAGCAGCUGACCACCAGGCUUCUCUUUAGAAGGAAAUACCUCAAAUAAAUAAUUUUAAAUAUUUGUUUUAUCCCUGUAACACAAAUAUAAGGGGCCAAUGCAUUAAAAUAUAAAAAUAUGUGGAGCUUAAUUGGAACUAUAGAAAUUAGCAAAUGCAAAUAAGAGGAUUACUAUUCUUUUAAAUUAUACUACUAUGCAGAUAAUAUAUAUUCUGAUUAGUAUAAUUUAUUAGUUUCUGAGGCAAAAAAUUCUUAAUGUUAUUACCUUUCGUGAAGAAGUAUAAAUUUUGUUAUGUACUCUUGUGUCUGUUGCCCGUUUGAGAAAAUGUUUUGCUAGAAUCCAUGCCUUGAUUCAAGAAACUUUCCUUCCAUUAUAAGAAAUGAGUUUUUAAAUAAGACUGAGAAAUAGAUCCUAUUGUCAUGGUUUCUUCCUCCUGUAACAUGUUAUUUUGCCUUGUAUUUCUGCAGGUAUUUUUCAGAUAUUUUAUUACAAUGAGCUUUACUAAUUCCCAAAGAUUUCUCUAGCUCUAACUUUCCCAUCCUAUCCUGUGUUUUGGCAUCAGCAUCCAUAGGCCAGAAUUACGGCAGGUCAUCUAACCCAAGCUUAUCGUCUUACAGAUCAAAACACUGAUGCCCAGAAAGAUAUGAUAAUUUUCCCAGUGUCAGAAUUGUGUGUUGAACUUAACACUCCUGACUGGUCAUUUCUGUUACCAUUUUUCUUGCCUUGGUCAGCAAUUAAGGCCAACCAACCAGCUUAGAGGGCUAAUUUAAUCUGUAGUAUUGACUAUUCUUAUAGAACGUGGACAAUCUUCCUCUAUCAUGUUCAUGUAUGGUACCAUCUUUAUAACAACCAGUGACUUCAGGCUCCAGCCAUUACAGUGUCUUUAUUUGGUUUUGCAUGUCCCUCACCCCUCCCUGUGGUCAUCUGUCAGCAACACUAUUUUUUCUCAUUUAAAAUUGUUCUACCUUUGUUUCGUUUCUUCCCAAAUAUAUCUGAAAACUAAGACUCUUCAUAGCCUGUUUUCUUACAACACAAUUUUUAUUUGCUUUUUAAACUGUUUGAACAUUUUUGUCCUAGGAAGGUUUUCUUGAGCAAAUAUUGUGAGGUCUGUGGCAUUACCUAUUAUAUAUUCAUAUUAUCUUGUGUUUGUAAAGCACUUUUCAUUUUGUGGAGCACUUUGACUCAUCCCUUUAUUUGUUCACUCAUCCAGCCACUCAGUUUACUUAAAUGUUUAUUGAACACCUACUGGAACCAAGUUCCUCUACUGGACCUUGUGAUAUAUAGAGAUAAAUACAAAUAGUGAGAGUUCAGGCAUGUCAACUGAUAAUUGUAAUAUGAUGGAAUCCUCAAACACAAUUUUGCAAGUGGGUCAGAUCAAUAUAACUCCAUCCAAUUCCCAAUUCCAGUAGUCUACUAUAUGUAGAUAGGGAGCUAUCAAGUAUGUUCCCGAAGACUGUUUCAGAAAUACAGUACAUCAUUGCACAUUGGUGCUGUUUGCUCUAUUUCUAAUGAUUUGCAAAUUUCAUUCGUGAGAAGAAAAGUGACUCAUCCAAAGUUGUCCCAGACCCAGGAGGACUUCCCAGGUCACUUGAACUUCUUCAGACUAGAUGUAACAGUUCUCUUUUCUUGUACCAAUAUUUUCUGAAUUUUCAACAUCAUAGUUUUAAGGUUUUCUGGAAGCACCAGUGUAUCAAAGAAGCAUUUGCACUUUAGGUGUGUAUGGUUGUUAUGUCACAAGCUUUCUCAACUUCAGCAUUAAUUCUUUGUGGGAGGGUAAGAUGGAAAUAGUUCCGUGCAUUGUAGGGCAUAUUUGGCAGCUUCCAAGCAGAACAGCUUCUGUUGACUGUAUGCCCGUAGCACUCUGUCUCUCUGUCUCUCUCUCUCAUACACACAUACACACACACACACAUGCACGCACACACAUGGACUUAUGAUAACUAAAGAUGUCUCCAAACAUUGCCAAAUGUCCUUGGAUUGGGCUUGGUAAAAGUACCAGAUAAUCUAAUGAGCAAAACAUAUGAGGGAAAAAAAAGAAAGGUUUCUCUUUUGCUGUUUACUUAAACUUUAUGAUAAAUAGGGUUUUUUUUUCUAUUUCCAAUAAGACUUGGAAUCAUAAACUGUUUGAAUUAGAAGGGACUGUAAAAGUUACUAGUUCAAUUACAACCCACCAUCAUCCUUAUCUAUUUCCCCAUCUCUCAGCUUUACAAAUUUAUUGAGAGAUCAGAAGAUUGGUUAUCUCUGGAAACUUGGAAACUGACUUUUUCAUAGCGAGAGAUAAGUCUGUUUGGUAAUUAUGCCUUGCUGCUAUAAUAGUACCUGCUGUGAUUUUAGCUUCAGUAUGGGGACUCUGGGUCAUACAACUUCAGUAUCCCAAUCUCUGCUUUCAGGAGUUUUCUUUUGGUCAUUUCACACAUCUGUAAAUCUUAGUCCUUCAUCUUUGCCUUCAAAAUAUGUAUGGAAGUUGAAGCUUGGUACAUCUAAAUUCAAGUAUAUCUGGAUGAGCUUUUUAUUUCUGAUACUCUGAUAUUUCUAUUUCUAUAUCUGAUUUUUUAUUAUCCUUCUAGAAGAAAAAAUUGACCGUCUCAAGUAAUUGAAAAUUGGAAUUUUGAGAGUCAGAAUGUUUAAAUCUGUCAAGCCAAAGUUCCUAUUGACUUGAUGUGCCUUAAGUCCGUUUUCCUGUUGGGUCAGUGAUUUCCUAUGGGUAACCGUGAGUCAAGUCAGUUGUGCUUGUGUCUAUCUGCACCAGUUAGAAAACUUGAUGGAGUUUUAACAAAGACAAUCCCUCAGGAAUAUUCCUAGAAUAACAACAAGCCCCCAACUAGAAUAGCAGGCCUCCCUUGAUUCCUUUUCUAACAGACCACCCCAGACUUUGCAAGCAUUCUUAAUCAUUUACUAAAAGUUGCUACUAUGACGACACAAUUGAAAGCCUUGAUUACUUUGUCUAAAGCUAUAAAAUAAUUGAUGAGCACGCACAGAGUGAGCUCUCUCAAGACAAUCCUAGAAACCAGAAAGCUUCAGCCCAGGAGACCCUUGAGCACACCUCUACCACGAUCCUAUCAAACAGUUUGAUGUUACAUAAUAUUUUGAUUAAGCUGAUCUUCUAAUCUCAGUCGAAAUUGGAAUGCAUCUGCUGAUUGUGACCUGACAUAACUUUUAAACCAUCCACUGCCCAUCACUAUCACAGUGAUUAUUGCAAAGAAGUAAGAUGGUAAUUUUUUUAAGAUGGUAAUUAUUCAAGUAAAAUCACAUAAUUUCUUGAAUCACUUCUCCCUGACAAGUUUAUGAAGUACAUCAUCAUUGGCUUCUCAAUAGCACGUUUAUUAUGAAUGACCAAAUUAUGUCUAGAGAAAUAAGUGCUCAAAACAUGUAAUUAUAAGUGAAUUUCCAGGUGACUGUUGACAUUAAAAGAUUCUGUUACUUCAAAUCCAGAAUAAAAGGCUGGGGGAAAAAGUAAUGUAAAUCAUAUGCUGGUCCUCAUCUUUUUCUAAUUUCUAAAAUUUACUAACAUCUGAGAAUUACUAAAAAAAAAAAAUCUCCUAAUGGAAUAAAGCAAAACAAUUUAAGUUGGCAGAUAGUGAUAUAUCUAUCUUGAUUCUGGUUGAAAAUCUCAGUGACUUCUCUCAUUCCUACUAGUGUGUUACUUUUAAAAAGAAUCUCUCUUUUCCCUAGCAUUACAAAAACUAUAUAUUCAUGACCAAAAUACCACUUAAUGAUCAUGAAACUAUAAACCUUUUGCCUAUUACACAGAUAAAUAGCAUGAAACUAAUUUUAGAAGUCUGCUAUAUGAGGACAGGUAUAAACAUAGGAACAGGUGGGUGUGUAUAUUCAUGGAAAAAAUAAAGAUUCAUAUAGACCAUCAAGCAGAAUUUUCACCUUCUUCAGAGCAAUGUACAGAUCAAUAGUAGAUGAAGAUCAGCUCACAAUUAGGUCAUUCAGACACUCAUACACUGGGGCACAAAUCCUGCAGGUUAUCCUAGGAAGCAGGUGACAUACAGAAAGUCACAAAUGUCCUCAAUCUAACUCAACUAUCAUCCACCUAUACUUCUCCCUAUGGCACAAUACGAAAGCCAUGAAGGCCCCUGCUCUAGGAAAUUGGGUUACUUAUGGUCAAGUAAGGACCAAAAAGAGGCUUUUCCAUUGAUCUUCUCUGACCCUCAAGGCAAGUGCUUUGGUUCCCCUGUACCAGAGACCAUGAGACAGCCAACCACACACAGGCAAUAAAAGUACAAUAAAAAGAAAAUAAUUUUCUUGAGGAAAAGAGAAGAAAUGAUUCUUUCAACUGCGGACCCGUUGCUGAAUCUUUGUGAGGUUUGACCAUCUCGGGACCAGAUUCAUGUACUCUUAUCAAGACAUAUGGUCAAGUUCAAGCAACUACUUGUAAGGUGAUUUGAAUAAAAACAUGCUCAGAUUGUCAUAUUUAUAGCAGAGAAAUAAAAACCCAAAUUAAGUGUCCUCUACCAGUUUACUCUGAAAAUACCAUCAAAGUGAAGUCAGAGCUUUCCUUGCUGAGAACUGUUAAAAUCAUUUUAGGGAAAUGAAUUAAGGUUCUUUAGACACAGACAUUUUGUGUACAUUAUAGCUAAAUCUCAGGGCCCUAGCUGAGAAGGAGAAAGUCUUUUCAUGGGUUGGUCAAAACAAAUCUCUCAUUUGCCUCAUUUGAGACAUUUGGACAGUGCCUGGGAAGUACAUUAUUUUCAAGGGAAAAAAAGAGACAGCCUUUUUUGCAUGCCAGCUGGGAUCAUGGGAACUUCCAAUGCCAGGAAUUUACUACUGUUUCUGGUAAUUCUGCUUGUAGUCAUCUGAAAUGUUGAAGUGUGAAAGGAGAAGUUGGGCACCCGGGGGGGCUGUCUGUGUUUUAUGCCAGUUGCACCAGUGCACAGAAUAUUUGUAAAUGCACUUCGAAGUGGGUAUAAUUGUACCCUUUGUCAGAAUCACAAAGCUCACUGUGGUGCUCCUGAAAGAGAACAUUGGGGGAAAAUCUGACCCUCUAAAGCCAGUCAACCCCAUACAAAAGGAAAGACUGUGUGGGUGAGCACAGCACAUUGCAAGAUUGUUUCUCACUGUUUUUCCAAAGUGCUGUACUCAAAUCAAGGAUGCAUCUUUCAGGUGAAGGUUAAUUUUGCAGAGGUUUUCCAAAACUUCAUUUAGUACAGGGUUUGGAAAACUGAGCACUUUAAAUUUGCUCCAGUCCUCUGGGCAUCAUUCCUAUUUCCUCUGCCCUGUCAGUGAGACAUUCUGAGCUGCAUUCUUCCACGAUCAAAUAACAUGCGCAUUCUUCAUGAUGACCUCACGCUUGACGUACCUGAACCUGCAAAUGUAAAAAAUGAUUGUACAUGAAUUUGCACUUAAUGGUGUCUGAUAGCAGAAAAGGUAUGACCUUUAUUGAAACCUACUGCUUCAAUUCAAGAAUUCAGAUGCUAUGUACUUCUGCAAGCUUCCUGAUUAUUUUCUCUGUAAGAUUAAUUAUCUGAGUUUGAAUGUAUUUCCUUACAGUUCAUUAAUUUGCCAUCUCUUUUACCUGGGGAUCGUUAUGAUUGCAAUAAUUCAUUAAAGUUUUCCUCAUGCAGCUACUUAAGCCAAGUUUUUCUGCAAUUCUGGUUCUGCCUACAGUAUGUGGGAAAUCUUCAAAAAUUUUUUUCCUAGUAAUAAUUUUGUAAGAAAGCCGGUUUAUCGACUGUGAUGGUGGCACAGUUCAUCUUAAGAAGUCUGGAAGCUGGUGGUGACCAAAUGUUAUCUGUGUUCUCUCUGUUGAUUGCUAUUUUCUGAAUUAAAUCCUGUUUUUUCACUUGCAGUUGGAGUCAACAAAUUUGGGAUUUUAGAAGGGGAAGAAGGGAACAAUUUGUGUAAUACUGCUGUCAUAUUUGACUACAUAUUAAAAACAAUAAAUGAUCAUUUUGUUUUAAUUUCUUAAA
Molecule: messenger RNA, 12035 nt
Organism: Canis lupus familiaris (dog)
Lineage: Eukaryota; Metazoa; Chordata; Mammalia; Carnivora; Canidae
Gene: PLXDC2
Product: plexin domain containing 2
Exons: 14
Coding region: 703-2292 (529 amino acids)
Source: RefSeq, a predicted model, not a curated record